AUGAAUGAUGAUGUAGAAAAACAAAAUAUUAAUAAUAACAAUAAUUGCAGCAAUAAAUUAGUUAGUUCAAACAACAUAAAAAUGUUAAUCAUUCCUAAUGGACCAAAAAAAGCACCUAAAGCUCUAAUCGAGGAAAUUGAAGAUGAAGAAGAUUUAAAACAACCAAAAAUAUUGCCAAACAAAGUUCUAAACUCUUUUGAAUGUAAUUGUGCUGAAGGGACGCAAUCUACUUCUUUUUCUUACUUUCCUUCGAAUUCUUCUGGAUUAAAUUGUUCCUCACACCAAACAAACUCGCCUUGUAGCAUUGAUUCUGCUCCUAUUGCUAGUAAUGCAGCAUCAGCAGCUCCAUUAAUUAUUACACACCAAAACUGUUUACCACAAACUCUUCUAUUUGUUCCUGAACAAGAACGUCGAACCUCUACAAUUUCUGAGCAUUCAAUUCAUUCAUGUCCGACCGAAAUUUUUAGCAACAAAGAUUAUGUUGAAAUUAAGGAGGAAAAGAGUGAUGAAUGCUACCCAUUAAUUAACAAUAUUGAUAUAUCCAUUAAAGGAGCUGUGGAAGGAGGAAUUGAUAAGGAAGAAGUUAAUACGGGUGAAGAGGCAACAGAUGAAUUCGAUCUUCUUAUUCAUUCUCAUUCAAAUUCAACAGCAAUUCAAAGUAGAAAUCCUUCACCGGGUACACAGACCCUCGGGAACUGUAAAUUUGUUUUUGGACAAAAUCAGCAACAAUUAUUUGUUAAUAACAGUGACAAACUUGUUUUCAACCCAGGAUUUGGUUAUAAUAACUUUGGAAUAUUUUAUCAAUUUUUGUUUUACAGGGACUUCAUUAAGUGA
Molecule: messenger RNA, 834 nt
Organism: Meloidogyne enterolobii
Lineage: Eukaryota; Metazoa; Nematoda; Chromadorea; Rhabditida; Meloidogynidae
Source: the annotation of a GenBank genome assembly